AUGAGCAACAACAACCUGGACGUUCAAGUAAGGUUAGAAGACACUGACGUGGUUGGUAUUAAGCCAGAUACGGAAUCGCGAAUUCAAGAAAUUGAGGAUAUCGAUGUAGACGUCGAAGAAUCAGAGCCUAUAUAUGCGACAAAAAGCGAUGAAUCUUUACAGUCCGACUCUUUGGUGAAUGACGAUUAUGAGAAUGAAGAGAAUGCGAUCAAUGGAGUUGAUAUAAGUAGCAUUGCUGCGCAGUUAUUGCAAAGCAAGUCCUUACCGAAGAUAGUAAUCAGAUAUGAAAACACCGACUUCCUCUUAUUCAAUUGUGACGAUUCGAAUGACGAGGUGAUAUCGAUACUGUGUGAAGAUGUCAGUCUAGUGAAUGCUGAAUGUUUGGAGUUAUUAAAACACAUACGUCUAUCGUUAGAAAGAUAUUAUGGGAAACUUGCGUUUAUGAGCAAAGAAAUGUACUUGCAUAUCCCCUCCCUAGACUUGACAAUAAACGAGGACAACCUUUACAACAAUAAAAUAUCGAUGAACGAUAUCAUAAGUAUAUAUGAGAUUUUACGAGGACGGUCGUUGGACAGAAACGAAGCAAACGUCCCAGACCAUCUCCUUGUGGAACUAAAACUAAGACAGCGAUUCUUAAAUCGCUACAAUUCAUUGGUUGAACUAACAGAAAACGACGAGGCUUCACUUUUAAACAUUGUCCCUUUCUCCAAUAACCAAAGCGAUCCUGUCGUUCUCGAAGACGACUAA
Messenger RNA from Tetrapisispora phaffii CBS 4417, 747 nucleotides. It is a transcript of the gene RMR1, whose product is annotated as Rmr1p. The record is from RefSeq and is a predicted model, not a curated record. The transcript has a single exon. The coding region runs from base 1 to 747 and encodes 248 amino acids. Lineage: Eukaryota; Fungi; Ascomycota; Saccharomycetes; Saccharomycetales; Saccharomycetaceae.